AUGCAGGGCGAAACAUAUCAGGCGCUGGCCGCUGAAAUAAUCCGGAUAGUGGAAAGUCCUUAUCCAACACAAUUCCUGGAUCUACGCCAACUCAUAUCUGAUGAAGCCGAUAUCAAAACAUGGGCGGCAUCGAAUCAUUGCAUUAUAGAUCGAUUGGUGGCCUGUCUUUUACAAGGUCUGACGCAAUGGCCAUACGUACUUGAGAUUAUUUCGAAGCUAGCCACCGACAUCAAAAUUCGCGAUGCUUUCCUUCAACAAGAGCCGAGUCUCCUUCCGAGUGCCUUGGCCGAAGCCGUCAAAGCGAAUAGCGUUCCAUCGAGAUAUAGCAAGGCCAGUGUGUCAUUGCUCUCGAAUGCGCUUCCUGAUCAUGUCGCAAUACCGGCCGAGGCGCAGACUCUCUUCGUACGGCUGGUCCAGAACGCUGCUCGGAAACCUUCCGCAACCACGAUUGAGCCUAUAUAUCUGCUUCUGAAAGGCACUGGUCGUCUGCUACUACAGCUUCUGACACCUGAAAUUCUCGGACACUUUCAAGAGACAAUUAUGAACAUUCUCCGAGAAGGUGCAGGACUCUCCGAUCAGUGUUUGAGCCUAUAUUGUCUUUCGAUCAUGACAGUGAUUGCCGCCACAGAGCCUGAUUUCCGACCGACAAGCAGCGAUUCCACGAGCGACUUCCUCUCAGGCACCUCCGGAUCGGGCCAGUGGAAGUCUGAUGUCUUGCAGCAAUUUCUCUCUGGCAACAGAGCGUCGAAGACGGUUCAGCUAGUUGUUCUAGUCGUUCUUGCUGCAACUCGAGGCAGUGAGGCAGGGACGAAUGCGAAUAAAUCCUUGGUCCUUGCAAAUGAAGUCAUCUGCGCCAUACCCGCCGAAAUUCGUGGAAAUUGGUGCGCGGCCAAUGUAGCAGUGAUUCGUAAGUUACAAGAAAAAGCUUGCGCCGGGGAUGUGAGCGAGGUUGCUCAGCUCUUGACGCUACGAUUCAUUGCAAACCUCUGCGGCACUCGCCAGCUGCCCGAGAAGCUAUUUGCUCGAGUAGAGGCGACUUUCACAGAAUACGCCUGUGUUCGCGAGGCAAACAUGCUUCUGAAUCGGAAUGACGGCCUCGAUGCUUUGGCUGACAUUGUUCAUCGUGGCCACAUCAGUAAUCUCAUUUUCUCGGCAAUUAGCUACAUUACGACGACGGAAUCACAAGAUGUCAUCUGCCUUGAUGCUUUCACCGCGAUCUUGCGAGAUGUAUUGACAAUUGGAGUCGAUAAAACUACCGCACAGAAUAUAUUCACGCCUUCACUGACGAAUGGAUUGAUGCGAUUGAAACAGAGCUUGGAUAAUCUCUCUGACCAUUCGAGAAAUCACAGCUCUAGAUUCCCGGCUGUUGCAAACCCUGAACUAUGUAUACAAGCUAAAACGCAAGCUGUUGCAGCAUUGGUACAAACGAUCUGUCGAUUGUUGCUCGAGAUCACACUGGCCGGCAACGGCGCAUCUUCGAUGUCGGCGUCAACGCAAGCACUGGUAUUGGACCUGUUUGGUCAAUCAUCGAAAGAUGACUCAUCAUGUCAGCACAAGAGGCCCGCUGCAUUACGCUCGCUAGAAUACGUCGAGCAGAGUGCCACACAAGAUCUGUCAUCUGCAGACUGGCGUUCGACCCUGAAGGCUCGCUUCGGGCAUGAAGCAGAUGCAAUCAUUCAAAGUGUUAGCAAAGCGUGUGCCGGACUAGAGUCGAGGUGUGAGAAUAUCGAAGCACCUCUGAAAGAAGCGACUGAGAAAUAUCGGGCCCUCGAGCAACAGAACAUGGAGCUUUCUCAAGCAUAUGCUCAAAUGGAAGCCCACAAUAUCGACUAUGGCAUUCAAAACCACGCACUCGAAGACGAGCGAGAUCAAGCUAUUCGCGAGCUCGAGGACAGCCGCAGCACAAACGAGAAGUUGUUGGAGCAGAUUUCGGAAAUCAAGAGCUUGUCUGCAGAUCGAGAAUCAAAUCUCCGCCAGCAGUUUAAUGAUCUGAAAGGCGAAAUGGCUGCGGCAGAUGUGACUCGAUUAGCAGCUCUGUCAAGCAAAGAAAGCGCUUUAGAGGAUUUGCGCGAUCGCGUUGGCCACUUGGAGAAGACUGUUGCCGAGAAGGAUGGUCUAAUUGCAAAUUCACACCGGGCGCUGGAAGUAAUGCAAUCCGAAAGAGCGGCUCUCGAAUCGUCCAGGAGCAAAGCGGUUCAGGACCAUGAGCACUUCGUUGAAGCCAGCAAGCAGGAGAGUGAAACUCUGCGCGAAGCACUGAAAAGAUUGCAGCAAAUGGUAGUGACUCAAGAAAACGACAUGAAGGCAGUGCACAUGAACCUUGAGGCCGUGAGUGCCGAGAGGGAUAGCUUAUCAACGGAUUGCGAAUCAGCCCGACAACAACUUGCUCAGCUUGAGAAUGUACUUUCAGAGGCCCGUCAAGAGAGGCAGACGCUGGAACAAUCACACCAACAAGCCAUCGCGACCACGACCGAGCAAUUCCACGUCCUGCAAAAAGACUUCCUUUCAGCUAAGCAGAAAUAUCAAUCCGAGCUCGAGUCACACAGGACCGUAGUCGAGGAGCUUCAGUCCCACAUCCUUCAUCUUCAGAGCAAAUGCGAGCGGAAAAGCGCGCAGAUCAUCGAAGCCAACGUUCUCCGCAGCAACCUCCUCGCUGCCAUGGGCGUGCCACCUUCCGCGAUGGCCCAGCAAUCAGGAAUCGACACGCCUUAUGCUAUGCCAACAACUCUGUCUCAUCGCUCCCGAUCGCCAUCCCUAUCAUUUGCUCCACAGAAAUCCUCCACAGGCACUCCCCAUCUUCCCGCCCGGACCACGUCCCCAUCGCCCCGAAAUCCCAUCCUCGAUCGCUCUCCGCCCACACCAACCUCUUCUUCCUCUGGCAGGGAGUCGUCUCAUCGCUCCCAUCGACCAUCGUCACAGCAUCCACAGCAAAAAAGCGGCCUCCAGACAAACCCUCCACCCACAUCAUUCGCCUCAACAACCUCCUUCUCCUCCGGCGCCUCCUCAAUCCAACACGGUCCCACACCCAAACGCGCCCGUUCAAGGCGCUCGUCGACCCAGCAACAGCCACAGCAGCAGCCCACGCAGCAUAGGCCACAGAGAGAGCCAGUCUCACCGCUGAAGUCACGGAAUAGCGUCGGCCCCAUGACGCUCGCCUCGUCAUCACGAGCUAACACCGGUGCGGCGAGGAGGCAGACGAUGGGGAUCAUGCCAACCAUGAUGGAUGACGGCGAGGGAGGAGGGAGGCGGAGUAGGAAGGGGGAGGGGAGAGAUCGUGGAGCGUCAUGA
Dissoconium aciculare CBS 342.82 is the source of this 3288-nucleotide messenger RNA. RefSeq lists its product as uncharacterized. The transcript is spliced from 3 exons. The coding region runs from base 1 to 3288 and encodes 1095 amino acids. Lineage: Eukaryota; Fungi; Ascomycota; Dothideomycetes; Mycosphaerellales; Dissoconiaceae. The record is from RefSeq and is a predicted model, not a curated record.